AGUUAAAAGUGAAGUCGUAAUAUUAAAUUUUACGGUUUAAUUAUUUUUAUUAAAUUGUACCGACAUGGCAAGAAAAAGACCAAGACUUAGUCAUGAAGGGAAUCGCAGUAGAAACGACGAAAGCGAACAUCCUGAACCACCACUAUUAUUAGUAUUCGGAGUCUACGCUUAUGAAGCUAAAAGAUUCGACGAAAUAUCGUUCCAAGUAGGAGACCGAAUGAAAGUAUUACAAAAUGUUGAGGAUUAUUAUGAAGUCCUUCACUUCAAAACCAUGCGACAAGGUUUGGUACCAAAAAUGCUGGUCGAGGAGGAACGUCGAUUCGAGGAUGAAGAGUGGUUUUUCAAGGAUAUUGCCCGCGAAAAAGCUACUUCUUUAUUACUAUAUGAUACUGGAACUACAGGAACGUUUUUGAUAAGAAAGUCAAAACAGCCAUCAUUCCUAUUAUAUGUAUUGCAUAUUAAGUAUAGAGAACAUGAAGACUAUAAAGUUGCGCAUUUCGAAAUCAAAGUAUCUAAAAGUGGACGUUACUAUAUUGAAUUCAACAAUAGUUUUCCCAGUAUGCCUGCGCUUGUGUGGAAUUACAAAAAUAAUCCGUUGGAUACAUUGGGCAUUAAAUUGACAAAUCCUUGCACUAAGCAGGACGAUUCUAAUAGUCAUGGUGAUGAAAUAAUUAUACCAGUUGAAGAUAUUGAGUUUAAGUCUAACUUGAGUAGAGGAUCUUAUAAUCCUGUUUCGCAAGCACUAUGGAAAAAGAAGAAAAUCGAUGUGACAGUUCAUAAAAUAAGCAUUUAUCGUGUGAAUUCAUUAGAUAUAAUUAAAUCGGAAGCUAUGAUCAUGAAAACACUAGAUCAUCAUCGUUUGUCAUGUUUUUUCGGUAUAUCCACCACUUCUGAAGAAAUUUGGACGAUUACAAGUUACGUAAAAGGAGGAAGUCUUUUAAACUAUCUCAAGGGACUUGAUCAUUUAGAUAAAUCAUUAAUGUAUCGUAUUUCUAAGGAAAUCGCUGAGGGCAUGUUGUACCUCCAACAAAGAAAUUUCGUUCAUAAAGAAUUAACAAGCAGAAACAUCCUUCUUAACUUUCAAAAUGGUAUAAAAAUUUAUAACCAUUGGAAUUCUAGAAUUAGAAAAAGCGAAUCAUAUAGCAGAGCAGAUGAUAUGUGGAAAUAUUCAGCUCCUGAAGUCCUAAAAGAUAGCAAUUAUUCAGUGAAGUCUGACGUAUGGAGUUUUGGAAUUAUUCUGUAUGAAAUUUUUUCUAAUGGAAAGGAAAUUUACGAAGGUAAAUCAAAAACCGAUAUUUGCAGCUGGUUAAAUUCUGGAAAUAGAUUAUUGAAGCCUGAACAUGCCGAUGAUGAAAUUUAUGGUCGCAUGUCCAAAUGUUGGCAGUGGAGUACAGAGGAUAGACCAAAUUUCGAAGAUUUAUACAAUUUCUUCUGUAAUAGGUCGUCUGUGUAGUGAUAAAAAUUCUACAAAUAUUGUUCAUAAAAACUUUGUAUUUUUGUUCUUGAUACUACAUUACUUUUCUUACAAACUUCUACAAACUAGAAAUAUUGGAUUAAUAAAGAUAAACUAGUAGUAAAUCGCAAUUUGCUAACCUUAAAAAAUCGAUGUAAGUGUGUGCAUAUUUGUAUGCUUGAAUACAAUUUUUCGUCCACGAUUUUGGGCGCAUCGAUCAACCGAUUUGAAUGAUUCAAAAAACAUU
Molecule: messenger RNA, 1700 nt
Organism: Ctenocephalides felis (cat flea)
Lineage: Eukaryota; Metazoa; Arthropoda; Insecta; Siphonaptera; Pulicidae
Product: tyrosine-protein kinase Src64B-like
Exons: 5
Coding region: 65-1453 (462 amino acids)
Biological process (GO): cell differentiation; innate immune response; cell surface receptor protein tyrosine kinase signaling pathway
Cellular component (GO): extrinsic component of cytoplasmic side of plasma membrane
Molecular function (GO): non-membrane spanning protein tyrosine kinase activity; signaling receptor binding; ATP binding
Source: RefSeq, a predicted model, not a curated record